UAUCCCACGCUGGUGGUCGGAUCGUCAGCUCAGGCAGCAGCCGAGCCAGGAGCCAUGCCACGGCUGGGACACUACAGCGAGAAGUACGAGCUGAACGGCAGCGGCUCCGAGCAGCCGGCCACCUCGUACGGUUCGUUCCGAAGGGACGAGCAGGGGGCGCUGCUCAGCCACGACCACCUGCUGAACGCCGCCGACGACGAGCUGGAGUCGCAGAACAGCGACCAUGGUCUCGUGAUGGGGCCCUUGCAGAACCAGGUGCCCCUCUUCUUCCGAGACGGAAAGCGGAGAAUCGAUUACGUGCUGGUGUACGAGGACAACGAAGGAGCACGGCUAGGUAAACACGAUGAGUGGCGGUCUACCUUCAUGGCCAACCUUCGGCAGGCCGGACUCGACAUGGAGGAGGAGCUGGUGGAGGGAGAGAACAAGUCGACGCACUUCAUCAAGCUCUCGGUGCCGUGGCCAGUGUUACUCCGCUACGCCGAGGAGCUCUGCCUGCGCGCCCCGCUCCAGGCGCAUCCAAAUCCAAGCGUCAACUGGUCGGCGGGCGUGCUGGCGGCGCUGCGAAUCCCCAACAUAAUGGAGGCCGACGUGCCCAACAAGCCACUCGACUAUUACACGUGUACCUUCAAGUGCUCCAAGCUGGACAGGUUUCUGGGCAGCGACAACCAGGACGAAUAUUUCACGGUGACGCAGCGAGUGUGUGUCGCCUACGAGAUCCUGCAGACGGCGCGCUACGGGGCGCGCCGCAAGGCGCAGAUCGGAAUCGACCGACUCAUCGAGGAAGGAGUCUACGCAGCCGCAUUCCCUUUGCACGAGGGUGACUACCGCAAACCUCCGGGCAACUCACCGCCGUCUACGUGGAACCGGCGUCAGGUCCUGUACGAAUACUGGGCGCGCUGGUCGUGCUGGUACAAAUACCAGCCACUGGACCACAUCCGGGAGUACUUUGGCGAAAAGAUCGGCAUCUACUUUGCCUGGCUUGGGUUUUACACUGGCUGGCUGCUGCCUGCCGCAGCCGUAGGUUUCCUCGUCUUUCUGUACGGAAUCUUCACCAUCAGCAACGAUGGUCCCACGAACGAGGUGUGCAGCAGUGACAAGAAGUACCGCAUGUGCCCGCGCUGUGACGAAAAGUAUGGAUGCGACUACUGGUACAUAAGCGACAACUGCAUCUUCACCAAGAUCACCUACCUGUUCGAUCACCCAGGAACUGUCUUCUACGCCAUCUUCGUCUCUUUCUGGGCCGUGACAUUCCUUGAGUACUGGAAAAGGAAGUCCGCCAGCUUGGCUCACCACUGGGACUGCAUGGACUUCGAGGAGGAAGAGGAGCGUCCUAGGCCCGAAUUCGCUGCAAGAGCAUCGCAUGUGGAGCGCAACCCAAUCACGGGGGCCAAGGAACCGGCCUUCCCCGCCCGUGUGCGCAAGCAGAGGGUCGCCGCUGGCGUCGCCAUCUUGCUCCUCAUGAUAGCGCUGGUGCUGGUGUUCAUGGUAUCUGUGAUCGUGUACCGAGUGUUGGUGUCGAUCCCUCUGUUCCGGAGUCAAUCGUUCAAGGGGCUCGCGUCAGUGAUCGCCAGCAGCUCGGGCGCGUUCGUCAACCUCAUCUUCAUCAUGAUCCUCGGAAAGGUCUACGAACGGCUCGCAUAUCGGCUCACGCAGUGGGAAAUGCACCGCACGCAGACAGACUUCGACAACAACCUCACUCUCAAAGUGUUCCUGUUCCAGUUUGUGAACUUCUAUUCGUCAAUUUUCUACAUAGCAUUCUUCAAGGGGCGGUUCGUUGGAUACCCGGGAAAAUAUGGACACCUUCUUGGCCUACGCAAUGAGGAGUGUAGCGGAAGCGACUGCCUGUCGGAGCUCGCCCAGCAGCUGGCCGUCAUUAUGGUGGGCAAGCAGAUGAUUAACAACGCACAGGAGAUCCUUGUACCGAAGAUCAAGGCUUGGUGGCAUCGACAUAGGACCAAGAUGGUGUACCAUGAGUCACUAACGCGAUGGGAGCAGGACUACCAACUCAUUCAAAACGAGGGACUCUUCCAAGAGUAUCUGGAGAUGGUGCUGCAGUUCGGCUUCAUCACCAUCUUCGUGGCAGCAUUCCCGCUGGCGCCGCUGUUCGCGCUGCUCAACAACUGGGUCGAGAUCCGGCUCGACGCGCAGAAGUUCGUCUGCGAGACACGCCGGUGCGUGCCUGAGCGUGCACAGAACAUCGGCAUAUGGUUCUCCAUCCUUGAGUUCCUAGCCAAGGCAGCCGUCAUCAGCAAUGCAUUCCUAAUCGCGUUCACCUCCGACUUUCUGACGAGGACAAUGUACCGGUACGAGUUCGACUGGGACCUCAAGGGCUACGUCAACUUCACGCUAGCGCAUGCACCAAAGGGUUCCUUAUCUCUACCAUGCAGGUACCGUGAUCUGAGGGAUGAGAACGGGAACUGGACUUUCUUUCACUGGAAGCUGCUGGCUGUACGACUAGCUUUCGUCAUUAUAUUUGAGCACGUGGUCUUCUGCGUGUGCCGUCUGAUUGACCUGGUGGUGCCGGACAUCCCAAGUCAAUUGGAGUUGAAAAUCAAGCGUGAGCGAUACCUGGCGAAGCAGGCACUCGCCGACUCGGAGACCAUCAUGAAGGUGGCGCAGAGAAAAGACGACGACGAUGACGAAGAAACAGAGGCGCCAGCAGUCUGAAGAACCAGAAUAGCGUUUUGGAUUAAGCUGGCUUAGACUACAGCGCGAGCCCGGAGCUGAACUCAACCGCAAUUUGUCUCCUGUGGGCUGUUUUCUCAACGGUUGUACUUCCGAGGCAUUGCGCUACUGCCGAGAAAUGAUGCCAGAAAAAGGGCCGUGAGCUGCGAAUGCAGCCGCUAGGCUCACCAAGCCUACAAGAGCGUGGUACCUUUAACAAUCGUGCGAGUACUUUGUGGGAACUCUGCUUUACCUCCAGCGCAUCAGGUGCUUCAUAUUAUCGUUUAAGCGCCUGCAUGAUGAUAUUGAAAUUUGGAGGGAGGCACAACUGCACACCACCCUAAUUCGCUCGAUGAAAUUCUGUCAGUAAGUAUCGUUAUACCACUUGGGUCAGAAUGAAAAGUAUUCAUCGCACUUUUCGAAUAUUCUGAAGCAAUGUUAUGUCAUUUACGAUUUCGUAACGCUGGGUCUACAUCACCCGUGGCAGUGUGGGCGAUGCAGAAAAAUGUGAAGUACAGGGUUAUUAACCGCAAAUACUAUCCAGCUUGCUCCUUUGCGCAAGAAAUGGAACAAUGAGAUAUUCAACGAGAAAAAUGACACAGCAGCAUCCAUUGCAUCAUAUGGUGGGUGAGACGAAAAUACAGCUUUUUGCCAGUUUA
Molecule: messenger RNA, 3323 nt
Organism: Rhipicephalus microplus (southern cattle tick)
Lineage: Eukaryota; Metazoa; Arthropoda; Arachnida; Ixodida; Ixodidae
Product: anoctamin-7
Biological process (GO): chloride transmembrane transport
Cellular component (GO): plasma membrane
Molecular function (GO): protein dimerization activity; chloride channel activity
Source: RefSeq, a predicted model, not a curated record